AUGCACAAGCUGCUGUGCAUCAUGCAAAAUCAUAUCCUAAAAUCACUGAACGUCGACAGGCGCCAGGAGCGUCAGGAGCGUCGCUUUUUUGGCAUUUUACGCGCCGGCAAACGAAAGGACGCUGCAGCUUCAGCUGCCGCCGCCGCCGCCGCCUCCGCCUCCUUAGUUCCGCCCACUUAUCGACAGCAUGCAGAGGAUGCUGCUGCGGCAGCUGCUGUGCAGUUGCAGCGCAGUCUAGAGCAGCCGCAGGCGCAGCAGAACGAUUACGUUUUAGAGGACACCAAUCGGCGACUGCGUGCCCCGCCCCCUUUCUAUUGCCCACUGCCGUUGACACCGCCGCCGGGCUACACAGAGCGCGCAGCAGCCGUAGCAGCUGCACCAACGCCGCCGACGCCGCAGCCAGCGGCAGCGCAUGCAGCAGCAGCAGCAGCAGCAGCAGCAGCAGCAGCGACUCAGCAAGCACGCCGUCGACGUCGUCUGCGAGAACUACAACAACAGCAGAGAUUCGCAAGCAGCACUAACAGCAGCAGCAGCAGCAGCAGCAGCGAGCAGAGCAGCGCCAGCGACUGCGACGGCGAGCUAGGCAGCGCAGUCAGACGUCAGCGUCAACGCAGACGCAGCUCGCGUGGAAUAAGAGAUGCCUAUUGUCCGGACUUGUUGCACGCCUGCGCCCUAAUCCUACACCAGCAGCAGCAGCCCGGCAGCAGCGACAGUUCCGUUGGUAAUUUUACUGCCACGCCCCCACCGCCACCGCCACCGCCACCGCCUCCGGCGCCAGCAUCCCACCAGGUGGUACGUGACAGCAUUGAAUACAGCUCGGACUAUGUGGAGAUCGAUGAGCUGCUGCUAGGCGCUGGCCCACGGGCCAAGAGCACACCCCAACUGCAGCAUGCUGUAGGCCUCGAAGCAUUAGAGAUGGGUCAGAACCUGAGCCUGCGACGUCCUCGCAUCUCGCUGACCUGGGUGCUGCGGGAGCAGCACCAGCCCAACAAUGAGACCGACACACCAGAUGCCGCCACGCACAGUCACAAGGAGAAGGCGCCGCUAAAGCUAAGCAAUGGACACGUUGCCACGCCGGAGGCCUCUCGCCCAGCUGCACCGCCUGUGCAGCGCACCGAGCCCGUGCCCACACAGCUGGACGUGGGCAAGAAGCGCUACAGGGUUAAGCAGCUGCCUGGUGGCACCGAGCCGCUCAAUGGCUACGCCACCACGCCCACCGCCCACCAGGCACCCAGCCACAGCAAUGGCCAGUUGGCCAGCCAAAAGUUCUUCAGCAACCAGAACCUGCUGGAGUACAAGGACAAGAGCGUGCGCAGUGGUGCACCCGUGGCAGCAGCCACCACCAAAGAGCUGCUCUUUGUCUGCACGCCACAGCGCGCGCCACGCAGCGACGUGCACAGCGAGGCGCUGCUGCUGGCUCGCAAGCGCAACGAGAUUCGCAAGAAGCUGGCGAGCAGGCUGCAGCAGGCGCGAGCUGCAGCGGGAGUGGGUGUCGGCGCAGAGGGGGGAACAGCUGCAGCCACUGCCAUGAGCAGCUCAGCAAGUGGAGACGCUUUGAAGUGCACCUACUCGGAGCCCAGUUUGGUUGCGGUCUCGGAAGGUGGUGCCAGCUGUGCUGCGCCGCAGCAGCAGCAGCGCCGUCAUCGGCAUCGCAAGCGUCGCGAGCGGGAGCGGAAUCGUGUGCAGCGCUUCGGCUACGAGAUUCACAACGUGGAUGAGUUUCUGUCACGCUGCUCGCUGUCUGCACCCGGCAACAUACCCGUGGUCCUGGCCACGGCCAGCACACUCUAUCAGACGCGACCCGGGGGCUAUCAGCUGGAGAUCCCCUUGCCCCUGGGCAUGGUCGUCAAUGCAGUAUUUAAGAACCAGAACUGGCUCUACGUGCAGACGCCGCACGCCGAGGAGGGCUAUGUGGGCUAUGCCUGUUGCCUGCCCUUAGGCAUUUUGCCCACGGGCAAGACGACGCCGUGCUGGGAGUCCAAUGCGGACAUCUUUCCACGACCCUGCGGCAAUAUGACCGACUCGGAGAAAGAGAUACGUCUACGUGGCGGCACACGGUCCGACGGAGCGCGCACUCCGCGCCAGUCCAAGCCAGUGGAGGAGCACAACAACAACAACAACAAUAAUCCGAGCAAGAGUCUGGUGUCCAACGGUGGCAGCCUGGCUGGCUCCUUGUAUGGCGAGCAGCACGUGGACAAGCUCUAUUUGCGCGCUGCCUCACAGCCAAAGCUCGUGGAGAAAGCCUAUGCACAGCUGCGCUCCACCAAGCAACUGGGCUCCGGCUCGGCCUCGGUGCGCAGCGCCUCCAACGAUGAGUACGUCACGCUCCAGCAGCACCAGCAGCGGACGAGCAAGCAGCAGAGGCAGCCGCCGCUUUCGCAGCCUGUGCGACGUCUGUCGAACGUAUCGUACAUAACCAAUGGCCAUAAUGGCCAGCAUCUUCAUCCAAAGAGCAUUCCACAGCAGCAGCAGCAGCAGCAGCAGCAGCUGAGUGUGCUGCGACGUCAACAGCAGAAUGGACUGCGCCAAACUCUAGUCGCCAUCAAUGCGGACUACAUCACGGAGAGCAUUGUCGUCCACAAGGGCGAGAUUGUGACGCUCUGCGAGUGCCGCGAGUCCAGGGAUCAGCGCCAAUGGUUCUAUGUGAAGACGCGAGACGGACGCGAAGGCUUCAUACCAGCCGAGGUGGCCGGCCAUGGUUAUCUGUAGACUGAAGCUGCCCUCGCUCCUCUUGAAAUGACCUUGCUAAACUAGACAAGUCCGACGUAAAGCCUGAUCCAGUUAGCAAGAUGUUCAAGACAUUACGAGGUUAUAUA
Messenger RNA from Drosophila hydei, 2816 nucleotides. RefSeq lists its product as uncharacterized. The record is from RefSeq and is a predicted model, not a curated record. Bases 1 to 2709 code for a protein of 902 amino acids. The transcript is spliced from 4 exons. Lineage: Eukaryota; Metazoa; Arthropoda; Insecta; Diptera; Drosophilidae.